UCUCGUUUUAUCCAAAGGGUCGAAAACGGAAGAACCGCACCUUAUCAGUUAUCAGCAUAUGGCUCUCUCACUCCCAGCUUCAAAAUCCAUUUUUUACAUAAGAUGUAGCAAUUCGACAAAUGAUCCUGUUCCAUCUUCCUCUGUGUUUAAAUCCCUCAAACUUCCCCGUUUCUGGCCAUGGCAAAAGGUAAAGAUGGGACCUUUAACAGUAUCUCCAAUGGGUUUUGGUACUUGGGCAUGGGGAAAUCAACUUCUCUGGGGUUAUCAAGAUUCUAUGGACUCUGAACUUCAGCGCACUUUCAAUCUUGCGGUGGAGAAUGGCAUCAACCUAUUUGAUACGGCUGAUUCUUAUGGGACUGGAAGGUUAAAUGGACAAAGUGAGAAACUUCUCGGAAAAUUCAUUCGCGAAUUUCCAGGAGACAAGCAAGUAAAGAAUGACAUUGUGAUUGCAACAAAGUUUGCAGCAUACCCAUGGCGCCUAACACCUGGACAAUUUGUGAAUGCUUGCAAGUCUUCUCUGGAUAGGAUGCAAAUUGAGCAAAUUGGAAUAGGACAAUUGCACUGGUCAACUGCAAAUUAUGCACCUCUGCAGGAACAAGCUCUUUGGGAUGGUUUAGUGGCCAUGUACGAGAAGGGUUUAGUUCGUGCAGUUGGGGUGAGUAACUAUGGACCAAAGCAGCUGCUGAAAAUACACAAAUAUCUUGAUGACCGAGGAGUUCCUUUGCGCUCAGCCCAGGUACAAUUUUCAUUGCUGAGUAUGGGAAGUGAUCAAAUGGAGAUGAAAAAUGUAUGUGAUUCUCUAGGCAUACGGGUCAUAGCAUACAGUCCUCUUGGUCUUGGUAUGCUCACUGGGAAAUAUACGCCCUCAAAUCUUCCACCUGGGCCAAGGGGACUACUCUUUAGACAAAUACUACCUGGAUUGGAGCCAUUACUUACCUCACUGAGAGAAAUAGCUCAACGACGUGGGAAAAUAAUACCACAGAUAGCUAUCAACUGGUGUAUAUCCAAGGGUACAAUUCCUAUCCCUGGAGUCAAAUCUGUAAAACAAGCUGAAGAGAAUCUAGGAGCCCUUGGCUGGCAACUCACUUCUGAUGAAUUGCUCCAAUUAGAAUACGCAGCUCUUGAUUCUCCACGCAAGAUGAUCCAAAACGUAUUUCAGACAAAAUGAUAACUUCUCCGCAUAAUGGAUAUACAAGGAGAAGGCAGCAAUCGAGUUAAAGGACACCAAUGCACACCUAUGGAUCAUUUUCAUAUAUUCAUUUGCUCUUCAGAGAGGCAUUUUCUCAAAAAAAUGAGCAAGGUCGCUUUGUUUACCGGUAAUGUAUAUCCUAUCCACGGAGAUAAAAACUUUAGAUAUCAAGGCCGAGUGUUGGGUCACAACACUCGUAUCAACAUUUCCUCAA
Nicotiana tabacum (common tobacco) is the source of this 1403-nucleotide messenger RNA. Its product is annotated as pyridoxal reductase, chloroplastic. The record is from RefSeq and is a predicted model, not a curated record. Gene Ontology annotation, cellular component: cytoplasm. NCBI's taxonomy places the organism in Eukaryota, Viridiplantae, Streptophyta, Magnoliopsida, Solanales, Solanaceae.